Molecule: messenger RNA, 1683 nt
Organism: Fibroporia radiculosa
Lineage: Eukaryota; Fungi; Basidiomycota; Agaricomycetes; Polyporales; Fibroporiaceae
Exons: 8
Coding region: 1-1683 (560 amino acids)
Source: RefSeq, a predicted model, not a curated record
AUGUCGUCCGGAGUAGCAGUCGAGGAGAGCCGCGCAAAACGCAUAGAGCGGCUGCAGUCCAAGUUCAGGGAUCGUGGCGGGAUCUUCGUGCCUUCUGAGCACAAUGCGCUGCUCGAUGUCCUCUUGGCGCGUGGCGUGAACGGCGAGUCGCCCUCCAAGCGCCGCAUGUCGCGCAAGUCUCUGAACGCGGCUGUGAUAUCCACGACAUCGCCUCUCACUGAACGGCGUCAACACGAUGUCGAAGACGAGCUGCCCAUCACGGCACAAAGCCCAGAAGACCACAUAGAGGGGUCGCCGCUCCGACCACCUGCAGGGACCAAGGCUCGUAGAAGGCAAAGUACGAAGCCGGCAAAGGAGGUCAAGGCCAAGGCAAACACCAGGAGAAAGUCGGUGGUAGGAGAAACUCAAUUGACCGCCAGAGGACCUCUUGCUAUAGAGGGUGAGCCUGCUGCUGUGACGAAAGCGAAGCCCAGGAAGUCGGCUCCAGGAGGGAAGAUCGUGGGGUCUCUGGCUAAGAGCAAAGCGAAGACGACUAGGAAGUCGAUGACAAGCAAGAAAAAAGCGAGUGCAGAGGCGCCUGUGAUAGAGGAAGAAUGCGAGCCUGUAGCCGGCCCUUCUCGUCCACGUAAACCCCAGGCCAACAAGUCUCAAGAAAGGAAUAACAUCCAAGAGUCCGUGAUUGCUGGGCGAGAGCUGGCAGAUACCCCUGUGCAACCCGCCACUAAGCGUGUAAUCAAGAAGCGUGCAACGCAAGUCAAUGAAGAAGCGCUAGAGGAGGAUAACGCAGACAGCGUACGCAUGGAGAUCAUGGCACACAAACGGUCUUUUGCUGCCCCAGGAGAUUCUGAUCAAGAGAAUGAUCACGAGCCACCUCAGAAGAAGCGACUCAAGACGGGGAGCUCAAGAUCGAAAUCGGCCGCUCCUUCACGGGAAACUCAUGUGGAGGCCGCGGAGGAAAGCGAGAACGAUAUUCCUUUAGCUUUAGUAGUGGAAGCGAAGAGGAAAAGGAAGGCACCUCUUGUUCGUCGACUAGUUGCUUCCUUGCAAUCAAAGUCUACGUAUUCAAAUAAGAGUAGGACAAGUGGUCCGGCGGCUAAAAGGACCGCCUCUGCUGAUGAUUCUCAGUCGGAUAAGCAGGCCGCAGCGGGGAACAAACGUGCAGAGUCGAGGCGGACGAAACGCCAGGCUUCCAUUAUGCUCGAUUCGGAUGCCAAAUUGGAGCACGAGCAUCCGGCGGAGAAAAAGAAAGGUUCAUCCAAGAAAAGUGAGAUACAGUCCCGUAAACCCCUCGACAGUGAUCAAAAGGAGCGGAGUGCCGACGAUAUUCAAGAAGACGAUGAGCCGGAAGACGCACCUCGGAAGCGCGCUAGGACACUGAAAUCCACUGGCAACACCGUCCUCGUAGACAUGCCCAUUCAACAACAGCAGACGGAGGCGGAACCGAAGGACAGCUCUAAAGCGCUCGCCUCGGGCAAUUCGAAGGCUAAAGGCAAGGUAUUGGAAGACACAGCGAAAAGACAAUUGCCUUCAACUGAAAAAGAAAAUCGUACUAUUCGCCCUGCAACUAACACGAAACGUCCCACAGUCAAAUUUAAGCGCAAACCAAAGCCUAGGCUAUCACACUUUCCUCGACCACCUCCUGAGGACGGUGAUGAAGCCGAUCCCAUAGAUUUCUUGUCAUGA